Pecten maximus is the source of this 851-nucleotide messenger RNA. RefSeq names its product mediator of RNA polymerase II transcription subunit 4-like. The transcript has 6 exons. Gene Ontology annotation, cellular component: core mediator complex; mediator complex. Lineage: Eukaryota; Metazoa; Mollusca; Bivalvia; Pectinida; Pectinidae. Gene Ontology annotation, biological process: regulation of transcription by RNA polymerase II. The record is from RefSeq and is a predicted model, not a curated record. Gene Ontology annotation, molecular function: transcription coregulator activity. The coding region runs from base 36 to 830 and encodes 264 amino acids.
AACAUGAUUGGUUUGUGGAUUGUAGUAAAGCAAAUAUGGCGGCAAUCAGCACCAAACAGAUGCUCCUGCAGUUAAUAGAAGACACCGAAAUAAUAUCUAAGGAAAUUUUUGAAUUGAUGAGCACACCAAAACAACAACAGCGAGUCGAUGCACCUGAGACCCAAAAAUUGAUGGAACUUCUGGUUUUAAAAGAUAAAGAAAUAAAGGAGAAUCUGAAAAUAGCUGCAGAACAAGCAGAGAUACAGAAAACAGUAGAUGAACUGAAAACAGAAGUGGACAAACGUGAUGCAGAUAUUAGGAACCUUCAAAAGAAUCUCAAAGAAGCUGAAACAAUACUGUCCACAGCUAUUUAUCAAGCCAAACAGAAAUUAGAAGCCAUUAGACAAGCAAACAACAAGACCAUAGCUUCAGAAGAAUUAAUCAAAUUUGCACAUCGGAUCAGCGCCAGUAAUGCAGUAGCUUCUCCACCUACCUGGACCCCAGGUGAUCCGAGGAGGCCAUACCCUACUGACUUUGAAAUGAGACUCGGAUUCCUUGGAAAAUGCAGUGGAGACUUACCAAUCAAUGGUCAACAGUUACAGUCACAGGGGUCGUAUGGAGAACCGAUGUCCAGUAAUAGGACGUCCGCGGUAUUAGGGGAACCAACAUCUGCGAGUACACCCUCCUCCGUAUCAUCGUGGCAACCAGCACCGGAGCUGCACCAUUCCUUGUCAACAGGAAGUGGAGGUGCGUCAGGUUUCCUGGCAGAGAUAAAGGGACAUAACAAGGAGAAUGAGGAUGUGGGAUUUAUGUCUAGUGACUCCUCUAGUAGUUCAUCGAGUGAUGAAUAAAAUGUGUGAUAUUUAUUGUCA